Clonostachys rhizophaga is the source of this 588-nucleotide messenger RNA. Lineage: Eukaryota; Fungi; Ascomycota; Sordariomycetes; Hypocreales; Bionectriaceae. The record is from the annotation of a GenBank genome assembly.
AUGCAGGGCCUACAGGGCCUAAAUGACGAUGACAUGAAGAGGAUAGAGGAUCUUCAUAUCAGCAAGGGGCCUCCAGUACUCUAUCAGGGCUAUGUGGACGACUUCGCUCCUCCAACCGGUCCUCCUCCUGGGAGGCCACCGGCUAAUGGCAAUAUGACGAAAGAAUUUUAUGAGCCUUUGGCUCCACUGGACAAGAACAAGAAAGACAAGAAGUUCUGGGGCAUAUCGUCUGACAAUCUACUUGGCUUUGCCGCGGGCGCAGCGGUAGGGACUACAGUAGGUAGCGUGGUAGGCUACAAGGUUGGCAAGCGCAAAGGCAAGAAGGAGGAGAUGGAGAGAAUGGAGGAGAAUGAAGACGCGGGGAGCGUGGAUGGCGAGGACGACAGUGAAGGAGAAGACGCCGUUGAGGAAGAAAGCACAGCAUAUGCGGAGUACUCACACUUCAACGAGUGGCCGCUGCUGGAUGUCGACCGCGAGUGCGACAUUUGUGAUGAGACUAUCUUUGGGCCCUAUAUCCACUGCAAGAAAUGCAACGAUGGUGACUUCGAUAUGUGUCAGGGUUGCCUCUUUCAAGGAUUCGGCUGCAAA